GUGUGAAAGGUGGUGGACAAAGUUGCUUACCUAUGCCACAAAAGGUCAUGAUCACCUACAACUCCGCGUCCAGCGAAGCACGCGCCAACGAUCUCUCUGCGCGCAUAGCAGCGCUUGACAACGGGUCCGCCGCCGCCUCUAUCCGCGCCGACAUCGGCCUCCCAGAAUCCCCCGCGCUCAUCGUCAACGCCACCCUCGCCGCCUUCUCUACCACCGCCAUCGACAUCCUCGUCAACAACGCCGGCGUCGAGCUCUACCGCCAGCUCGUCGAAGUCACGGUCGCCGAGUACGCCCGCGUCCUUGACGUGAACGUCCGCGGCGCGAUGCUCAUGGCGCAGGCGGUCAUCCCGUACCUGCGCGCCCCGGGGCGCAUCGUCAACAUCUCCUCCGUCGGCGCGCGCCGCGGGCUGAGCGGGUACACCGUGUACUGCGCGAGCAAGGGCGCCGUGGAGGCCUUCACGCGCGCCUUGGCGGUCGAGCUUGGCCACGCGGGACAUACCGUUAACGCGGUCGCGCCGGGCCCGGUGCAGAGCGACAUGAUGGACACGCUGCCGAAGGACUUGAUCGAGCUGCAGAAGAAGCGGACGCCGUUGCAGAAUCGGUUGGGUGUACCGGAGGAUAUUGCCUUAAUUGUGGCCUGGUUGGCGAGCGAGGACGCGCGAUGGGUGACGGGGCAGACGAUAUCCGGGACCGGAGGGUGCGAGACGCUGUAGAACCAAGUCAGUCUGUGAAAUGAAAGAUGUACCAAUGGCGUUUCUUGUACUGCAGCG
This is a messenger RNA of Schizophyllum commune H4-8, 770 nucleotides long. RefSeq names its product NAD(P)-binding protein. NCBI's taxonomy places the organism in Eukaryota, Fungi, Basidiomycota, Agaricomycetes, Agaricales, Schizophyllaceae. The record is from RefSeq and is a predicted model, not a curated record. The coding region runs from base 33 to 713 and encodes 226 amino acids. The transcript has a single exon. Gene Ontology annotation, molecular function: oxidoreductase activity.